Messenger RNA from Anguilla anguilla (European eel), 2722 nucleotides. RefSeq names its product vacuolar protein sorting-associated protein 4A. The record is from RefSeq and is a predicted model, not a curated record. The transcript has 11 exons. NCBI's taxonomy places the organism in Eukaryota, Metazoa, Chordata, Actinopteri, Anguilliformes, Anguillidae. Gene Ontology annotation, biological process: endosomal transport; vacuole organization. Bases 472 to 1770 code for a protein of 432 amino acids. Gene Ontology annotation, molecular function: ATP binding; ATP hydrolysis activity.
GAUUCAUUUCUAUCUUUCCGUUACACUAGCGGAGUGGCUAUUGGGCUAAUUGUAACGGUGCGAGCUAAACAAAGCUGUCAUGGAUUAGCUUCCAUGCGCAUUUGUGUGAAACAGAUAUAACUGCACCGUAAAGACAACAGAAAUCAUAUAUAUCUGGCGAGCCCUGUGCCAUUGGCUAAAAUACAUGCAAACAGAACUAGCUAGAGUAUAAGUGCGAGCUAACAUUUUGUCACUUAAACAUUUAUGGCUACAAGCAAACUUGUGAAUGCUAUAAUUUAUGUAGCUAGUAAUAGUUGUUAAUUAUGAUAGCUGCGUUCGUGAUACAUUAUUAUGAACUGAAGGCUUUUCUCUUGAUUCUUUACUUGGUGACGUGCUACCAUUGAUGUGCCUAUUUCGGUGUUUUACCCUGCUGGUACAUGACUGUGCACACUCUUUUGUUGUGCACUUCGAGAUUUUUUUUCAGCGUUUUAAAUGUAUUACAAAGCGAUCGAUCUGGUGACAAAAGCCACGGAAGAGGACAAGGCGAAGAACUAUGAAGAGGCCUUGCGUCUAUACCAGCACGCCGUGGAAUAUUUCCUGCACGCCAUCAAGUACGAAGCACACAGCGACAAGGCCAAGGAGAGCAUUCGGGGGAAGUGUGUGCAAUACUUGGACAGAGCCGAGAAGCUGAAGGACUACCUGAAGAACAAGGAAAAACAGGGGAAGAAGCCAGUGAAGGAGGCACAGAACAAUGACAAGAGUGACAGUGACAGUGAGGGUGAAAACCCAGAGAGAAAGAAGCUCCAGGAGCAGCUGAUGGGUGCCAUCGUGAUGGAGAAGCCCAAUGUCAGGUGGAACGACGUAGCUGGACUGGAAGGCGCCAAAGAGGCCCUGAAAGAGGCAGUCAUCCUGCCUAUCAAAUUCCCUCACCUUUUCACAGGUAAACGCACCCCUUGGCGAGGGAUCUUGCUCUUUGGCCCUCCUGGAACAGGAAAGUCCUACCUUGCCAAGGCAGUCGCCACGGAGGCCAACAACUCAACCUUUUUCUCAGUCUCAUCCUCAGACCUGAUGUCCAAGUGGCUGGGAGAGAGUGAAAAACUAGUGAAGAACCUGUUUGAACUGGCCCGGCAGCACAAGCCCUCUAUAAUCUUCAUCGAUGAGGUGGACUCUCUGUGUGGCUCGAGGAACGAAAAUGAGAGCGAGGCGGCGCGCCGAAUCAAGACUGAGUUCCUGGUGCAGAUGCAGGGUGUGGGCAACAACAACGACGGAAUCCUAGUUCUUGGAGCGACCAACAUACCCUGGGUCUUGGAUGCUGCCAUUCGCAGAAGGUUCGAGAAGCGCAUUUACAUCCCCCUCCCGGAGGAGCCGGCCCGGGCCCAAAUGUUCCGGCUCCACCUGGGCAACACCCCCCACAGCCUGGGGGAGGCCGACCUGCGGGAGCUGGCCCGAAAGACGGACGGGUACUCCGGCGCCGACAUCAGCGUCAUCGUACGAGACGCCCUGAUGCAGCCCGUCAGGAAGGUGCAGUCUGCCACGCAUUUCAAAAAGGUUAGAGGUCCAUCUCGGAGCAACAGUUCAGUGAUGGUGGAUGACCUCUUGACCCCCUGUUCCCCCGGCGAUCCUGAUGCCAUAGAGAUGACCUGGAUGGAGGUGCCCAGUGACAAGCUGCUGGAGCCCAUUGUGUGCAUGUCGGACAUGCUGCGGUCUUUGGCGACCACGCGGCCCACAGUCAACACCGAGGACCUGCUGAAGGUGAAGAAGUUCACUGAGGACUUUGGACAGGAGGGAUAAAGAGGGCGGAACCAAAAGCAUCCCACCCACAACCUCAGCCCUCUAACCACUCCCCCCUUGUCUCUCUAAUCUGGACUGUCUAUACACUACCGUGUGCCAGCAGGAAGGAGCGUGUUACUUUGUAUGGUCUUUGUUUAUGGACUGUGCUCUCCAUGUCUCUCAGACAUACACAGUCUCCCCUCUGCUGCUUGUUUCUGUGCUUCGUUUAUUUCUGAAGGAUAGAUGAGUGUAAGGAGCACCUUGAAGUGUGUGUGCGUGCGUGUGCGCGUGCGUGUAUAUUUGUAGGUGUAUGUGUAUUUACAUACAUAUAGGUGUGUGUGUGCAUACAUGCGUGUGGUUAUGUGUGUGCAUGUGUGCCUGCUGUAGUUACAGAAAAAAACCUGGCUACAGUGUUUUGAAUGUUUUGUGGAUUGUUGAGUGAUGGUCACUCAGCAAGACUGUCAGGUACUCCCAACCCAAUACAGUCAUGACAACUUAUGUUUUCCAGCAGUAUUACUUACCCACUGUAUGUAUUUAUUUUUAUUUUAAUUUUAUUUAAUUUUAUUUAAUGUUUCCGAAAAGGAUUCUGAAGUAUGAACACUAACACUGGCCUGUCUCCCUCUGAAGAAAUGAGAGUUGCUUGCAGGUGCUCAACAUGUGGAGAGGAAGGUUUUUGUAGGGUUAGUCGGUGACCAUGAAGACAAUAGGGUGUAUAUACUGUACACAUUCUGUCUGUACAACAUAAGGCAUUGUGUGGAACGCUUUCGAGUAAUAGACACAAUUUACACCAUUGUUUUGAGGGGUAAAAAGAAUGGCUUUGUUCUCCUGUCUUAUUGUUAUCUCUGUACAUUGAGUAGAACAGUGUUAAAUGCUGUCCUUUGGUCUGGUCUCCAUGGAGAUGGUACCAAAUAUGCCUGUCACUUUGAUGACCAGGUUUGUCUUAUUGCAUUAAAGCCCUUGAAUUGUGAAACAA